This is a messenger RNA of Colletotrichum aenigma, 1374 nucleotides long. It is a transcript of the gene apdF-9, whose product is annotated as Aspyridones efflux protein apdF. Gene Ontology annotation, cellular component: fungal-type vacuole membrane. Gene Ontology annotation, biological process: transmembrane transport. Gene Ontology annotation, molecular function: transmembrane transporter activity. The record is from RefSeq and is a predicted model, not a curated record. NCBI's taxonomy places the organism in Eukaryota, Fungi, Ascomycota, Sordariomycetes, Glomerellales, Glomerellaceae. The transcript has 3 exons. Bases 1 to 1374 code for a protein of 457 amino acids.
AUGUCUUCGGCGCCGAAUGAGAGCCCAAGGGGGCAGAAUGAGAAGGACGCCGCUGCCACCACGGCACAAGAUGCCUCCGUUGUCGUCGCUGACAACGGCAGCACCAACGACAGCCCGCCGACGUCGUCUUCACAAGCAUCACCACCAGCAGAAAAGCCCGCCGCCCCUGCUGGGCCGCCAAACGGUGGUUUGCAGGCAUGGCUCCACAUUCUCGGGUCGUUUCUGUUGUACUUCAACACAUGGGGUCUGAUAUCCAGCUUCGGCGCCUUUCAGGCGUACUACGCGUCUGAUAUCUUGCGCCACAACACCGCGUUCCAGAUCUCGACCAUUGGCUCUCUGCAGAACUUCCUGAUGGUCUUUCUGGGCUUCAUCAUCGGGCCCAUCUUCGACCUCGGCUACUCGCGCUACCUGCUCAUCAUCGGCUCGCUGCUCGUCCUCGUCGGACUCAUUCUGCAAGCCUUCUGCCAGAAUCUGUGGCAAUUCCUCCUCUGCCAGGGCCUCAUCAUCGGCAUCGGGACAGGCUGCCUCUCCACCCUCGGCGUCGCCCUCCCCUCGCAAUGGUUCUCGACAAGACUGCCCCUGGCCAACGGCAUCGCGGCCAACGGUAGCGGCGUAGGAGGCCUCGUCCUGCCCGCCCUCUUUCGCGCGAUGCAGCCCAAGAUAGGCUUCCGCUGGACCGUCCUCGUCUUCGCCCUGAUCUCCCUCGUGACUCUCGGCGUCUCCCUCCUCGUCAUCAAGACCUCCUCCCUCAAGACGCUGCCGGCCCGCCGCCCCUGGAUCGACCGCUCCGUCUUCCGCGACGCGCCCUUCCUCCUCUUCCUCGGCGCCUGCUGCCUCCUCUUCCUCGGCAUGUAUACCCCCUACGUCUACGUGCAAUCCUACGCUCUCGACAACGCCCUCUCCUCCCCGGACGUCGCCCUCUACCUCCUCUCCAUCCUCAACGGCGCCUCCAUCGUCGGCCGCAUCGUGCCGAAUUUCAUCGUGCCCUACACCGGCAUCCUCAACAUGAUCUGCGCCGCCGUCUUCGUCAUGUCCAUCGCCGCGUUCUGCUUCACCGCGACGGACAGCCAGGGCAGCUUGAUCGCGGUCACGGUCGUGUACGGCUUCUUCGCGGGCACGUUCUUCGCGCUGCAGCCGACCACGUUUGUGCGGCUCACGGCCGACAAGAGCUACAUGGGCACGCGGUUCGGUAUGGCCUUCACGGUCAUGUCGGUGGCCAUCUUGUUCGGGUCGCCCAUUGCGGGCGCGCUGUCGAGGUCGCAUGGGUAUUUGAGCGGGUGGAUCUGGAGCGGGUGCUGUCUGGCAGCGAGCGGGGUCACGAUAUUUGUUGCGAGGGGGGUUUCGGGCGGGUGGAAGGUGAAUAAGGUGGUUUGA